Harpia harpyja (harpy eagle) is the source of this 7941-nucleotide messenger RNA. Its product is annotated as filamin-A-like. The record is from RefSeq and is a predicted model, not a curated record. Gene Ontology annotation, biological process: actin cytoskeleton organization. Gene Ontology annotation, molecular function: actin filament binding. NCBI's taxonomy places the organism in Eukaryota, Metazoa, Chordata, Aves, Accipitriformes, Accipitridae.
CUCCCCCCGCCGGGCGCAGGCGCAGGCGCGGCGCCGCCCCCCCGCUAAAGGGAUGAGCGCGGCCGGCCGUGCCCGGGCGCAGGAGGCGUCGUCCCGCGGCGAGGCGGACGGGGAGAUGCCGGCCACCGAGAAGGACCUGGCGGAGGACGCGCCCUGGAAGCGCAUCCAGCAGAACACCUUCACCCGCUGGUGCAACGAGCACCUCAAGUGCGUGCAGAAGCGGGUGGGCAACCUGCAGACCGACCUGGGCGACGGGCUGCGCCUGAUCGCGCUGCUGGAGGUGCUCAGCCAGAAGAAGAGCCGCAAGUACAACGCCCGCCCCACCUUCCGCCAGAUGCAGCUGGAGAACGUCUCGGUGGCCCUCGAGUUCCUCGAGAGGGAGAACAUCAAGCUGGUCUCCAUCGACAGCAAGGCCAUUGUGGAUGGGAACCUGAAACUGAUCCUGGGGCUGAUCUGGACGCUGAUCCUGCACUACUCCAUCUCCAUGCCCAUGUGGGACGAGGAGGAUGAGGAGGAGGCGAAGCGGCAGACGCCCAAGCAGCGCCUGCUGGGCUGGAUCCAGAACCGCCUGCCCCAGCUCCCCAUCACCAACUUCAGCAAGGACUGGCAGAGCGGCCGGGCCCUCGGUGCCCUCGUCGACAGCUGCGCGCCCGGGCUGUGCCCCGACUGGGACUCGUGGGACCCCAGCAAGCCCGUGGACAACGCCCGGGAGGCCAUGCAGCAAGCCGACGAGUGGCUGGGCAUCCCCCAGGUGAUCACCCCAGAGGAGAUCGUGGACCCCAACGUGGACGAGCACUCGGUCAUGACCUACCUGUCGCAGUUCCCCAAGGCCAAGCUCACAGGGGCCCCCCUGCGCCCCAAACUCAACCCCAAGAAGGCCCGAGCCUACGGCCCUGGCAUCGAGCCCACGGGGAACAUGGUGAAGCAACGGGCCGAGUUCACGGUGGAGACGAUCAGCGCGGGGCAGGGGGACGUGCUGGUGUACGUGGAGGACCCUGCCGGGCACCGCGAGGAGGCUAAAGUGGUGGCCAACAACGACAAGAACCGGACGUUCUCCGUCUCCUACAUCCCCAAAGUCACUGGCAUGCACAAGGUGGGGUCGGAGGGAUUGACGGUGCUCUUUGCGGGGCAGCACAUCGCCAAGAGCCCCUUCGAGGUGCAGGUGGGGCGGGCGGCGGGCGACGCCGGCCGGGUCUCGGCGCAGGGGCCCGGCAUCGAGCCCCUGGGCAACGUGGCCAACAAGAGCACCUACUUCGAGAUCUUCACCGCCGGCGCGGGGCCGGGCGAGGUGGAGGUCUCCAUCACGGACCCCAGCGGGCGCCGGGGGGCGGUGGAGCCGACGUUGGAGGCCCGCGGGGACGGCACCUACCGCUGCACCUACCGCCCCACGGCCGAGGGGCCCCACGCCGUCCACGUGGCCUUCGGGGGAGCCCCCAUCCCCAAGAGCCUCAGCGUCACCGUGGGGCAGGCCUGCAACCCCUCGGCAUGCCGCGCCGUGGGGCGGGGGCUGCAGCCAAGGGUGCGGGUGAAGGAGACGGCGGAUUUCAAGGUCUACACGAAGGGGGCCGGCAGCGGCGAGCUCAAAGUCACCGUCAAGGGCCCCAAGGGCACGGAGGCGGUGAAGCAGAAGGACCUGGGGGACGGCGUCUUCGGCUUCGAGUACUUUCCCACCACACCGGGGACCUACACGGUGACGGUGACCUGGGGGGGGCAGCACAUCCCCGCAGGUGACCCCUUCGAGGUGAAGGUGUCCCCCGAGAGCGGCAGCCAGAAGGUGCGGGCCUGGGGGCCUGGCCUGGAAGGGGGUGUCGUGGGCAAAUCGGCCGACUUUGUGGUGGAGGCCAUCGGGGACGACGUCGGCACCCUCGGUUUCUCGGUGGAGGGCCCCUCGCAGGCCAAGAUCGAGUGCGACGACCGGGGAGACGGGUCCUGCGACGUGCGGUACUGGCCGCAGGAGCCGGGCGCCUACGCCGUCCACGUCCUCUGCGACAACGAGGACAUCCGCCGCAGCCCCUUCAUGGCCGACAUCCGCCCCGCACCCCGAGACUCCUUCCCCGAGAAGGUCAAAGCCCAUGGGCCGGGGCUGGAGAAGACGGGGGUGGCCGUCAACAAGCCUGCCGAGUUCACGGUGGAUGCCAAAAACGGGGGAAGGGACCCCUCAAAGUGCACCGCCCAGGACGCAGAGGGCAACCCCGUGGACGUCUCCGUCAAGGACAACGGCAACGGCACCUACAGCUGCUCCUACGUCCCCAAGAAGCCCCUCAAGCACACCGCCAUGGUGUCCUGGGGCGGCUGUGAACAUCCCCCAGAGCCCCUUCGGGUGGGCGUGGGGGCCGGCAGCCACCCCCACAAGGUGAAGGUCUACGGCCCCGGCGUGCCAAGACGGGGGCUCAAGGCCCACGAGCCCACCUACUUCACCGUGGACUGCACCGAGGCCGGGCAGGGUGAGCUGGAGGGCGUGGGGGACGUGAGCAUCGGGAUCAAGUGCGCCCCGGGGGUGGUGGCCCCCGAGGCCGACAUCGACUUCGACAUCAUCCGCAACGACAACGACACCUUCACCGUGCGCUACACCCCCCGCGGCCCCGGCGCCUACACCAUCAUGGUGCUCUUCGCCAACCAGGCCACCCCCACCAGCCCCAUCCGGAUCAAGGUCGACCCCUCGCACGAUGCCAGCAAAGUGAAGGCGGAGGGACCCGGCCUCAGCCGCUCUGGUGUGGAACUGGGGAAGCCCACCCACUUCACGGUGAACGCCAAGGCGGGGGGCCGGGCCCCCCUGGAUGUGCAGGUGACGGGGCCCGGGAAGGGCGAAGCCGUGCGGGACCUGGAGGUGAUCGACAACCAUGACGGCACCCACACCGUCAAGUACACCCCCCUGCAGCAGGGUAAUUUGUGGGUGUCGGUGACCUACGGGGGCGACCACAUCCCCAAGAGCCCCUUCACUGUUGGGGUGGCCCCCAGCCUCGACCUCGGCAAGAUCAAGAUCUCCGGCCUGGAUGACAAGCUGGAGGUGGGGAAGGACCAGGAGUUCACGGUGAAGUCCAAGGGCGCCGGGGGCCAGGGCAAGGUGGGGGCGAAGAUCACGGGCCCCUCGCGCAAGGCCGUGCCCUGCACGGUGGAGCCGGGGCUGAGCCCCGAGAACAGCCUGGUGCGCUUCAUCCCCCGCGAGGAGGGGCCCUACCAGGUGGAGGUCACCUACGACGGCGUCCCCGUCCCCGGCAGCCCCUUCCCCGUCGAGGCCGUGCCCCCCACCGACCCCUCCAAGGUGCGCGCCUUCGGGCCGGGCUUGCAGGGCGGGCUGGCCGGGGUGCCGGCCCCCUUCACCAUCGACACCAAGGGGGCCGGCACGGGGGGCCUGGGGCUGACGGUGGAGGGCCCCUGCGAGGCCAAGAUCGAGUGCCUGGACAACGGCGACGGCACCUGCUCCGUCUCCUACUUGCCCACCGAGCCCGGCGACUACAACAUCAACAUCCUCUUUGCCGGCGCCCACGUGCCCGGCUCGCCCUUCCGCGCCCCCGUCCGCGCCCCCUUCGACGCCUCCAAGGUGACGUGCUCGGGGCCGGGGCUGGAGGGGGCCACGGCCGGCCAGCCCGGCCACUUCCGCGUGGACUGCAGCCGGGCCGGCACGGCCGAGCUGACCAUCGCAUCGCCAUCGGAGGCGGGCGCCCGCGCCGAGGUGCGGGUGGAGGACAACGGCGACGGCACCUACACCAUCGCCUACACCCCGCUCAGCCCCGGUGUCUACACCAUCACCGUGGAGUACGGCGGGCAGCCCGUGCCGCACUUCCCCAGCAAGGUCCGGGUGGAGCCCGCCGUCGACACCGCCGGCGUCAAGGUCUACGGGCCCGGCGUGGAGGGCAAGGGCGUGUUCAGGGAGGCAGUGACAGAGUUUGACGUGGACGCCCGGGCGCUGACCAAAGCCGGGGGUCCCCACGUGAAGACGAGGGUGUCCAACCCCUCGGGGAACGUCACCGAGACCUUCGUGGAGGACCGGGGUGACGGCACCUACCACGUGGAGUACACCCCCUAUGAGGAGGGCAUGCACACAGUGGAGGUGAGCUACGCCGGCAGCCCGGUGCCGCACAGUCCCUUCCGCGUGCCCGUCACCGAGGGCUGCGACCCGGCACGUGUUCGCGUCCAUGGCCCUGGCAUCCAGAGCGGCACCACCAACCAGCCCAACAAGUUCACUGUGGAGACCCGAGGGGUGCCGCACGGGGGCCUGGGCCUGGCGGUGGAGGGUCCCUCGGAGGCCAAGAUGUCCUGCACCGACAACAAGGACGGGAGCUGCUCGGUGGAGUACAUCCCCUACGAGCCGGGCACCUACAGCCUCAACGUCACCUACGGUGGCCACCAAGUGCCCGGGAGCCCCUUCAAGGUGCCGGUGACGGAUGUGGUGGACUCAUCCAAGGUGAAGUGCGCGGGGCCGGGGCUGACGCCGGGCGUCGUGCGAGCCAACGUGCCCCAGACCUUCACCGUCGACACCAGCAAGACCGGCGUCGCCCCCCUGGACGUUAAGGUUCAGGGCCCUAAAGGCGUGGUGGAGCCCGUGGACGUGGCGGACAACGGGGACGGGACGCAGCGCGUCAGCUACGUCCCCUCCCGCGAGGGGCCCUACAGCAUCUCGGUGCGCUACGGCGACGAGGAGGUGCCCCGCAGCCCCUUCAAGGUGAAGGCGCUGCCCACGCACGACGCCAGCAAGGUGAAGGCGAGCGGCCCCGGGCUGAACACGACGGGGGUCCCGGCCAGCCUGCCCGUGGAGUUCACCAUCGAUGCCAAGGACGCCGGCGAGGGGCUGCUGGCCGUCCAGUUCACGGACCCCGAGGGCAAGCCCAAGAAGGCGACAAUUCGGGACAACCAGGACGGCACCUACACGGUCUCUUACGUCCCCGACAUGACGGGGCGCUACACCAUCCUCAUCAAGUGGGGGGACGAGAUCCCCUACUCGCCCUACCGCAUCCGCGCCGUGCCCGCCGGCGACGCCAGCAAGUGCACCGUCACCGGGGCGGGCAUCGGCCCCACCAUCCAGAUCGGGGAGGAGACGGUGAUCACGGUGGAUGCCAAGGCGGCGGGCAAGGGCAAGGUGACCUGCACCGUCUGCACGCCCGACGGCUCCGAGGUGGACGUGGACGUGGUGGAGAACGCCGACGGCACCUUCGACAUCUUCUACACCGCCCCCCAGCCCGGCAAGUACGUCAUCUGCGUGCGCUUCGGGGGCGAGCACAUCCCCAACAGCCCCUUCCAGGUCAUGGUGACUUGUUUGCGCAGGCGACCGACCGCCCGCUGCUGGGGUGAACGGCUGGACAUGGCCGGGCUGCGCCCCUUCGACCUCGUCAUCCCCUUCACCAUCAAGAAGGGCGAGAUCACCGGGGAGGUGCGGAUGCCCUCGGGGAAGGUGGCCAAGCCCGACAUCACGGACAACAAGGAUGGGACGGUGACGGUGCGGUUCGCUCCCACCGAGGCCGGCCUGCACGAGAUGGACAUCCGCUACGAGAACAUGCACAUCCCAGGCAGCCCCCUGCAGUUCUACGUGGACUACGUCAACAGCGGCCACGUCACCGCCUACGGCCCCGGCCUCAUCCACGGCACCGUCAACAAGCCGGCCACCUUCACCGUCAACACCAAGGACGCCGGCGAGGGAGGUCUGUCGCUGGCUGUGGAGGGUCCCUCCAAGGCGGAGAUCAGCUGCACGGACAACCAGGACGGGACGUGCAGCGUCUCCUACCUGCCGGUGCUGCCCGGGGACUACAGCAUCGUGGUGAAGUACAACGACAAGCACAUCCCGGGGAGCCCCUUCACCGCCCGCAUCACCGGUGACGACAGCCUGCGCCUGUCCCACCUGAAGGUGGGGCGCCUCGGCCGACAUCCCCUGGACAUCGGGGAGACGGACCUGAGCCAGCUGACGGCCACCGUCACCGCCCCCUCGGGCCGCAAGGAGCCCUGCCAGCUCAAGCCUCCGCACGGCCACAUCGGUAUCUCCUUCGUGCCGCAGGAGGUGGGGGAGCACCUGGUGCACAUCUCGCGGGGGGGCAGCCCCUGGCCCGCAGGCCCCAUCUCCGUCACCAUCAGCCAGGCCGAGCUGGGGGACGCCAGCCGGGUGCGCGUGGCGGGGCCCGGCCUGCGCGAAGGACGGACCUUCGAGCCGGCGCACUUCACCAUCGACACCCGCGACGCCGGCUACGGGGGGCUGAGCCUCUCCAUCGAGGGGCCCAGCAAGGUGGACAUCAACGAGGAGCUGGAGGACGGGACCUGCCGCGUCUCUUACUGCCCCCACCGAACCCGGCAACUUACAUCAUCUCCGUCAAAUUCGGCCGACCAGCACGUCCCCGGAAGCCCCUUCUCAGUGAAGGUGACGGGCGAGGGGCGGGUGAAGGAGAGCAUCACGCGUCGGCGCCGCGCCCCCCCCGAGGCCAGCGUUGGCACCGCCUGCGACCUCAGCCUCAAGAUGCCGGAGCUGAGCGCCCACGAGGUGACGGCGGUGGUGACGGGCCCCUCGGGGCAGGCGGUGCCGGCGCAGGUGCUGGAGGGCGACGGCGGCGCCUACAGCAUCCGCUUCGUGCCCGCCGAGACCGGCGUCCACUCGGUCAGCGUCAAGGACCGGGGCCAGCACGUCCCCGGCAGCCCCUUCCAGUUCACCGUGGGGCCCAUGGGCGAGGGAGGCGCCCACAAGGUCCGCGCCGGGGGGCCCGGCCUCGAGCGGGCCGAGGCCGGCGUGCCAGCCGAAUUCAGCAUCUGGACGCGGGAGGCGGGCGCCGGGGGCCUCUCCAUCGCCGUUGAGGGGCCCAGCAAAGCCGAGAUCGCCUUCGAGGACCGCAAGGACGGAUCCUGCGGCGUCUCCUACGUCGUCCAGGAGCCAGGUGACUACGAGGUGUCGGUGAAGUUCAAUGAGGAGCACAUCCCCGAGAGCCCCUUCGUGGUGACGGCCGCUGCCCCCUGCGACGCCGCCCGCCGCUUGACUGUUUCUAGCCUUCAGGAGUCCGGGCUGAAGGUUCACCAGCCGGCCUCCUUCGCCGUCAGCCUCAACGGGGCCAAGGGGGUGCUGGACGCCAAGGUGCACAGCCCCUCGGGGGCCCUGGAGGAGUGCCACAUCACCGAGGUCACCGAAGACAAGUACGCGGUGCGGUUCAUCCCGCGGGAGAACGGCGUCUACUCCAUCGACGUCAAGUUCGAGGGGUCCCACAUCCCCGGCAGCCCCUUCAAGGUGCGGGUGGGGGAGCCGGGGCAGGCGGGGGACCCCGGCCUCGUCUCCGCCUACGGACCCGGCCUCGAGGGGGGCACCACAGGCUCCCCGGCGGAGUUUGUGGUGAACACGGCCACGGCGGGUCCCGGGGCGCUGGCCGUUGACCAUCGACGGCCCUCCAAGGUGAAGAUGGACUGCCGGGAGUGCCCCGAGGGCUACCGGGUCACCUACCCCAUGGCCCCCGGCAGCUACCUCAUCGCCAUCAAAUUCGGGGGACCCCACCACAUCGCCGGCAGCCCCUUCAAGGCCAAGAUCACCGGGCCGCGCCUGGUGAGCAGCCACAGCCUGCGGGAGAGCUCCUCGGUGCUGGUGGAGGCGGGGGGCCGGGCGGAGGCCGGGACGACGGCCACAGCGGCGGGGGGGGCCCCCCCGGGGACCCCCAAAUUCUCCUCCGACGCCAGCAUGGUGGCCAAGGGGCUGGGGCUGAACAAAGCCUUCGUGGGGCAGAAGAACUCCUUCACCGUCGACUGCAGCAAGGCGGGGAACAACAUGCUGCUGGUGGGGGUGCAGGGCCCCCGCUCGCCCUGCGAGGAGAUCGUGGUGAAGCACCUGGGCAACCAGCUGUACAACGUGGGCUACCUGCUGCGGGAGCGGGGCGACUACCUGCUGGUGGUCAAGUGGGGGGACCAGCACGUCCCCAACAGCCCCUUCCGCGUCACCGUGCCCUGAGGGGCACCCCAAAAACACCCCCACGGGGGGGGGGCCCC